This is a messenger RNA of Apis laboriosa (Himalayan honeybee), 1644 nucleotides long. Its product is annotated as gustatory receptor for sugar taste 64f-like. Gene Ontology annotation, cellular component: membrane. NCBI's taxonomy places the organism in Eukaryota, Metazoa, Arthropoda, Insecta, Hymenoptera, Apidae. The coding region runs from base 90 to 1547 and encodes 485 amino acids. The transcript is spliced from 12 exons. Gene Ontology annotation, molecular function: sweet taste receptor activity. Gene Ontology annotation, biological process: detection of chemical stimulus involved in sensory perception of taste; sensory perception of sweet taste. The record is from RefSeq and is a predicted model, not a curated record.
UUCGUCGUCGCUUUGCGCGCUAUUUGUGAUAUUAUUCUUGUUGUUGGAUCGGUAUUGAAUGUUUAAACGUUAAACGAAAUGGUGUAAAAAUGUCGAUUUACGAUAAUACAGGGAAAAACUUAGAUGGAAUGCGGCCAUUGAAUGCGCCAGCUGUCAAGUAUCAAAAUACAUUAUUAUUCAAUAUUAAGUCGCCCAAGAGCAGUUCAAAGUUUGGCAAAUUCGACAAUUUGAAAACGGAAAUAGAAACUAUCGGAAUGUCGGAACCAGUAUCAUUUUCUGCUAAUUCGUUUAAUCCAAAGACUGACAGUUUACACGCAUCCAUGAGACCGAUCAUUAUGUUGGCCCAAUUCUUUUCUUUAUUCCCUGUGUCGGGGGUUAAUAGUCCCGAUGCGUCGUAUCUUAGAUUCACUUGGCGCAGCCCGAAAUUUAUAUAUUGCACGAUAUCAUUUCUGAGUUCAUCGAUAAUGACCAUUUUUAAUGUUUUAAGAAUUGUUACAACUGGGAUAAGUUCAAUAAAAAUGACAACAUUUGUUUUCAAUGGAACGAAUUUGAUCGCAUCUUUCUUGUUCUUAAAAUUGGCUAUGCGAUGGCCCUGCUUGAUGGUAACUUGGGAAAAGCUUGAGAAAGAGCUUUCACAGAGACAUAGAAAAAUUUCCAAAAUCAGUCUGUCCAUGAAAUUCAAAAUCGUGACCAUAGUGGUAAUGACAUUUGCGUUAGUUGAGCACAGUUUAUCGAUAAUCCACGGUUACUUCAAAGCGAAAGAAUGCAUUGAAUUUCAUGGAGAGCAGAGUAUUCUUGCUGUGUAUUUCCAGAUGCAAUUUCCACAGAUAUUUUCUAGAACUUCAUACAGUUUAUGGAAGGGAAUAUUGGUAGAUAUCAUUAAUAUCCUCAGUACAUUUUCAUGGAAUUUUGUGGAUUUGUUUCUCAUUCUUAUCAGCAUCGCUCUAACGGAUCAAUUUCGACAAUUAAAUAGCCGCUUGUAUUCUAUAAGAGGAAAGUAUCAUUUCAUUGUUAAGGCAAUGCCGGAAUGGUGGUGGGCCGAGGCAAGGAGUGACUACAACCAUUUGGCAACCUUAACGAGACAACUGGACUCCCAUAUUUCCAUUAUGGUUCUCCUAUCUUUCGCCACGGACUUAUAUUUCAUCUGCAUACAACUACUUUUCUCUUUCAACCCGAUGCGAGGUAUUAUCGAGAAAAUCUAUUUUGGAUUCUCCUUUGGAUUCCUUUUGGCUAGAACAACAGUAGUUUCACUGUGUGCUGCGACGAUUCACGAUGAAUCUUUACUUCCGGCACCGAUUCUCUAUAGUGUUUCCAGUAGCAGUUUCUCCACAGAAGUAAUGAGAUUUCUAUCACAAGUAACGACAGAUAACAUCUGUUUGACCGGUAUGAAAUUCUUUUCAGUGACCAGAAGUCUCGUAUUGACUGUAGCAGGAACCAUAGUUACAUACGAAUUAGUUCUAGUCCAGUUUAAUACUACUCAGCAAACUGAUGCAUCGAACACUACAAUCGUAUGCGAGUUGGUCUCGUUGGACUCUCUAUCCUCUUAACAUCCUUAUGAGGAAAAAAAUAAUAUCUUUCUUUCUCCACUUAGUGUUAUAUAUAUAACAACAGAUUUUAUAUAUUUUAAUUAGAUACUUGAAGAUA